Dipodomys ordii (Ord's kangaroo rat) is the source of this 1855-nucleotide messenger RNA. It is a transcript of the gene Arrb2, whose product is annotated as arrestin, beta 2. The record is from RefSeq and is a predicted model, not a curated record. The transcript is spliced from 15 exons. Gene Ontology annotation, molecular function: angiotensin receptor binding. NCBI's taxonomy places the organism in Eukaryota, Metazoa, Chordata, Mammalia, Rodentia, Heteromyidae. Gene Ontology annotation, biological process: G protein-coupled receptor internalization; signal transduction; positive regulation of ERK1 and ERK2 cascade. The coding region runs from base 135 to 1397 and encodes 420 amino acids. Gene Ontology annotation, cellular component: cytoplasm.
GAGUGAGAGGGGGGGGAGGAGAAAGAGCGAGGGUGCGCGUGCGCAGUGGCGUGGGGAGGAGCAGGGACCUGGCAGCGGGCUGGGAGGCUUGCGAGCCAGCCGCGAUCCGGGCGGGCGGCGGGCGCGCGCGCACCAUGGGGGAGAAACCCGGGACCAGGGUCUUCAAGAAGUCGAGCCCUAACUGCAAGCUCACUGUGUACUUGGGCAAGCGGGAUUUUGUAGAUCAUCUGGAUAAAGUGGAUCCUGUAGAUGGUGUGGUGCUGGUGGAUCCUGACUACUUGAAGGACCGAAAAGUGUUUGUGACCCUCACCUGCGCCUUCCGCUAUGGCCGAGAAGACCUGGAUGUGCUGGGCUUGUCCUUCCGCAAAGACCUGUUCAUCGCUACCUACCAGGCCUUCCCCCCAAUGCCUAAUCCACCCCGGCCCCCUACCCGCCUACAGGACCGGCUGCUGAGGAAACUGGGCCAGCAUGCCCAUCCCUUUUUUUUCACAAUACCCCAGAAUCUGCCCUGCUCGGUCACACUGCAGCCAGGACCAGAGGACACAGGAAAGGCCUGCGGGGUAGACUUUGAGAUUCGAGCCUUCUGUGCCAAAUCACUAGAAGAGAAAAGCCACAAAAGGAACUCUGUCCGACUAGUGAUCCGAAAGGUGCAGUUUGCCCCAGAGAAACCCGGCCCCCAACCUUCAGCUGAAACCACACGCCACUUCCUCAUGUCUGACCGAUCCCUGCACCUUGAGGCCUCCCUGGACAAGGAGCUGUACUACCACGGGGAGCCCCUCAAUGUCAAUGUCCACGUCACUAACAACUCUGCCAAGACCGUCAAGAAGAUCAGAGUCUCUGUGAGACAGUAUGCCGACAUCUGCCUCUUCAGCACUGCACAGUACAAAUGUCCUGUGGCACAGCUUGAGCAGGAUGACCAGGUAUCCCCCAGCUCCACAUUCUGUAAGGUGUACACUAUCACUCCGCUGCUCAGCGACAACCGGGAGAAGCGUGGCCUUGCGCUGGAUGGGAAGCUCAAGCAUGAAGACACCAACCUGGCUUCCAGCACUAUUGUGAAGGAGGGUGCCAACAAGGAGGUGCUGGGGAUCCUGGUGUCCUAUAGGGUCAAAGUGAAACUGGUGGUGUCUCGAGGCGGGGAUGUCUCAGUGGAGCUGCCUUUUGUUCUAAUGCACCCAAAGCCUCAUGACCAUAUCACCCUUGUCAGACCCCAGACAGUGCCUGCCCACCCACCCUCUUCCCUUCCCCCAGCCGCUCUGGAGACAGACGUCCCUGUGGAUACCAACCUCAUUGAAUUUGACACCAACUAUGCCACAGAUGACGACAUUGUGUUUGAGGACUUUGCCCGGCUUCGGCUGAAGGGGAUGAAGGAUGACGACUAUGAUGACCAGUUCUGCUAGGAAGGGGGGCUAGAAGAAGGGAGAAGAUGGUGCUGGGAGAGGUAGGGGCAGGACCAAGAUCCCACUGUGAGAGGGGUGGGGAGUUGUCCCAUUUUUUUCCCCUCCUUCCUCUCCAUCCAGCAGGUUCCUCAGCUAACCCCUCGGCUCCCUCCCCAAGAUACACACUGGACUCAUCGCUCAUUCAAACUGGGCAUUCAUCUUUUGACUACACACAGCUCUGUUUCCCCCUUACACAGGAUAGGGUGGCAGGCUGGGUUUACACCUAAAUGUUUUACAGGGGGCCACUGAAAACAAGGAUAGGAAAUGGGGGAGAAAGAACCCCUACAUUCACCCUCAUGCCAGCACACCCCCUCCUGACACCAUCUCUGCCUGCUAUUCCUUCAACAUGAGGCCUGGUGGGGACAAGGCCAUUUCUUUGUUUCUGAACAUACAGAAGAAAAUAAACCUUUUAAUAGGUA